ACACAGAGGGGAGAGCAGUGUGCUGGUCUCAUUGUCCUCGCGUGGCUCCGGUGGGUCGCUCUCCCUCCCUGCGUCCCGGUGUCCGGUGGAACGCGUCCGGGUCCGGGCACCGUCACCCUCCUCCACCUCCUCCGCCUCCAUAUUAUAUAUAACCGAGAAGGAAACUGGAUGGGACGCACCACACCACGCACACACACACGAGCACGGGCAAUCCCGGAAAUAACAUGCGUACUCUCAGCCUGUCACGUACGCUCACGGAGGACUUGCAUCGCUGCAGGCUCACGUAGGUCUCACCACAGCCUCCAGAUGUUUGGAAACUGGACACAAAUAAACAUCCAGCUGCUCCAGAGGUUUGAGUGAGACUCGGUGAGGAACAAGUGGGUUGGGACUCGGACAUGAAACUUCUCGUCUCCACUGUGUGGCUCCGCUGCUCAGCCAGAACAUGAGGCGAGGACGUGAGCUACGUGCGCACCCAGCUCAUGACGAGAUGAAAUGGAGAGCUUGGGACACACGGACCUUUUAAACCCGAGCUCCUCCCGCGGAUCCGACGCAGCCUCCGCCCCGCAGCAGCAGCAGCACCAAGGAAGGACGAGCGGCCGAGCACCGGCAGAGAUCCACCGCGCGUACCGGGCGGACAUGGGGCUGAAAGGCUUCUGCGCGCCGCCGAUGGGGAGCCCCACCGCCGCGGAGCUCCUCGCGGGUCUGGCCUCUCAGACCGACUCACCUGGGAUCACCGCGCCGACCAAGCAGUGCAAGACCGGCGUGCCGCUCUACAACGCCGGGGUGGUGUCUCCCUCCGCCACCGUGGAGGGCAGCCACGCAGGCGUCACGGCGCACACGCCGAGCCGUUACCCGCCACAUGUGAUGGGGGUUGCGGGUGUAACUGGUGACCUGGUUUACCCCUUCACCAGCAGGGCCUUUCUGGGGGAGAACGGGGACCGGACUGGUCAUGAGAAGUGCCCUGUAGCGAUGAGGAGGAUGAACGGUGACCUGAAAGUCAGACAGGGGCAACCACAGAAACGGAGGGGUGGAGAGAUCCGGGACAUGGAGACUCUUAAUGGGCUGGUGGUGGGGUCACCGGGGUCACCAGGGUCAGGGGGCUCUGGGAGUCCUGCAUUUGCCCCCAGAGACUUGGACAUAAAGAGGAGAUGGUUGGCAGAGGGAAGCGUGGCCCACAAAUCUGCAGAGGACCCCAGGGUGGCACGAGCAGUCGCCCCACUCACAGCCACCGUCAACUGCAGCAACAGCUCUCAUUGCAACCAAAUGACUAUCAGUCGAGUGCACUGUGUCCCCCCCCAGUCUCCCUUCACCCACCCUGCCCUUCACACUAACCAGCACAAUGGACUCAAGAUGGCCUCUUUGGGCUCGCCAUCUGCACCCAGCCAGACCUCAUCCGUGGAGGCCAACUGCAUCCCGACCAUCCCACCUCCCACAGGGGCCGGCUGGUCGGCUGAGCGCAUCGCCCAGCAGUACAUCGUCCCCUGCAUGAAAUACUACGGCAUCUGCGUGAAGGACAACUUCCUGGGCCUUCAGCUGGGCAACAGGGUCCUGGAGGAAGUGGACGUCCUAAACCACAGCGGGAAAUUCAGUGGCGGGCAGCUGGUGAGCCAGAGGAGCAUCCCCUCAGGGAACAUCCGGGGCGACCAGAUCGCCUGGGUGGAGGGACACGAGCCCGGCUGUGAGAGCAUCACGGCGCUGAUGGCUCACAUCGAUGAGGCCGUCAUGUACAGCGCCGCCAAUGGACAGCUGGGCGACUGUAUCAUCAAUGGACGCACCAAGGCCAUGGUUGCCUGUUACCCGGGUAACGGGGCAGGGUAUGUCCGCCAUGUUGACAAUCCGAACGGUGACGGUCGCUGCAUCACAUGUAUCUACUAUCUUAACAAGAACUGGGAUGUGAAGAAACAAGGAGGGUUGUUGCAGAUCUACCCUGAAGGUAAAAAUGUGGUCGCCAACAUCGAGCCUCUUUUUGACCGACUGCUCAUCUUCUGGUCCGACCGCAGGAACCCGCACGAGGUCAAGCCGGCCUACGCCACUCGCUAUGCCAUCACAGUCUGGUACUUUGAUGCCAAAGAGAGAGCAGAGGCUAAAGAGAAAUACUUAUUGGCGUCGGGACAGAAAGGUGUCCAAGUGCCUGUCACUCAAAACAACAGGACAUAGACGUCUGUUUGGUGGAGAGCACUCUGAUUGUUAUGUGCCUUCCAAACCCGCUGAUGGACGUUGUGAUGGUAAAAGGGAGAUGCUGUUAAACUGUCAGUCAACUCUGCAGCUCCACGCCACUCUGAGCGACGUCAGCUCUCAGAUCCAGGGUUUCCUGCCAUUCGAUUGGCCGGCUGCUGAUCAGAGAUACAGCAGAUACAGAGCACAACGCGCUGGAUUGAAUUGUGGCAAAGGUGAAUGACGCAUCGUCAUAACUGUCUCAGCCUCACUGAAUCAUCCAUGAAGACAUCAAACUGAAAAAAAAACAGACUCCUUGAUUUCAUUUCGUUUGGGUUUUGCCUGUUCUGUUAUCAGCGAUGUUGUGACUUUUUAUAUUUGACUCUGCUCUGGUGUCAGUUUCAAUUCAGACACAAGAUGCAUUAAAUGAUCCAUCAGAGAACAGGGGGUGAAAGGAGUAGUGAUCAAUGAACUUGUAUGUGAAAGACUUAUUUCCCCCUUGACUGUGAUUUGGUCCCCUUGUCUCAUGAUGUGGGGCAGUGUGUGAGUGUUUGUGUGUGUGUCUGUGUGUGGUCAGUGUGAAGACAGAGACAAGGAAGUCACCCACAAAGCAUCAAGUCAUUCUCAUGAGAGCCACCAUGAUUUAGUGGCGCUUGUUCAAUCAGUCCUGGCUCAAGCACGAAUCCUGAACAUUUCAGGGACGGUUACUCUCAUUUUUAUAAUUUGCAUGAGUAUAACUUUACACUUAGAUUGUACUCUGUGUAGCACAGCAAUUAUAUGCCAUGCUUUGUUUCAGGACAUUCUUACAACACCUGUUUGAAAAUAUACAAACUACAAAUUUUGCAUCAGCCUCAAAUUUGUGCCACUAAAGCCCUGAGAACAAAGCAUGAAAGUUUGAGUGGUGGCAACAAAUGAACCUUAACGACACAAAGGCAACAUCCACACUACUAUGUUUUUCAAUGAGCUGCUAAAACAAAACGUCCGGAAACGCUGCUAGCCCCGUUUUAGUUUGAAAACUCCGGUGCUGCGUUUGACAGGCAGGCAUGGGCAUGUUUGGAAAUUAUGGCGUAGCCACUCACAUCCGCCUGCUGAUUGGGUAUUCCUGGUCACUACAUAGCCUUCGCUGAUAUGACAUGACCCCCUUCUAGAAUAAAACAAUCUGCAUUAGCCUCCAGUGGAGAACGCAAUAUGGAUAAUCUAUUACGAGCGUAGCUGACCCUGUUAUCUUUGCUAACAGCUGUUGCGCAGUUAAAUUCAGCGUUUUACAAUGAUGCUUAACGUGUGAAGGAGAUGAGCUAUUAUUCGAGCAAUCUGCAGCACAGAUUCAUGCUCAAUGUAUGUGACUGGUCAUGUGAUGCGCGUGUUAUUAUGGACGUGAAUGAAAAUCGAUACAGAGCCAAAACGCUUUUGCGGACCAGGGAAGAAAAUGUAGUAAUAUGGAUGUAGACAAAGCUUUUCUACAUCCUUGGUGGGUAGCGCUUCCUGUUUGCCUGAAACACAUGUCUCCCACUCGAGACAAGAGGUGAGCUGACCAUCGGCAGGGGUCAAAGCAGGGUUUGAUGAGUGUGUGUUGGCUUGUUUGUGUGUACAUGCCUGUAAGGAGAUUUUAGCUCAGCUCUCUCCAGCUCCUAACAUGAUGGAGACUGUGUGUAUCACCAGUCAAAACCCAGAAAGGAUGGUGGACAACAGAUCUUUUUUUUUUUUUAAAGGAACAAAAAUGACAACAUUCAACUAAACAUUACUCAUCAAUCAACCUUUACACUUCUAAAGCACAGAGUUAAGCAUGUAUGUGAACUGCAGGGUCGAAACAGUUUCCUGCACAUGUGUGGGAUUGAGUCUUUGUGUAUAAACGUGUACUUGCACAUGUAUGUGACAAAUUCCACUGUCUUGAAGAGGGUCGCAGGUAUUGACUCGGUGUAUGUUUGAUUGGUUAAAGAGAAGGUUAUCUUUAAAAACAAAAAAAAGCACUUUAUUGUUUGCAAUGCCAUGUGUGAAUGAUAGAAAACCAAUAUAACUUAAAUGUAGAUUAACGCCUUUUAUGCUGUGGAUAACAAGGUCAUUCAAAUGCAAUAGGAACUAAAACAAUGAGAACAAAUGGAAAUUGUUUGCAUAUUCUUUUUUGAUUUGGAGUAUUUAAUUAAAGCUGAAUGUUUUGGUA
This is a messenger RNA of Platichthys flesus (European flounder), 4312 nucleotides long. It is a transcript of the gene egln2, whose product is annotated as egl-9 family hypoxia-inducible factor 2. The coding region runs from base 493 to 2157 and encodes 554 amino acids. The record is from RefSeq and is a predicted model, not a curated record. Gene Ontology annotation, molecular function: peptidyl-proline 4-dioxygenase activity; ferrous iron binding; L-ascorbic acid binding. Gene Ontology annotation, biological process: cellular response to hypoxia; peptidyl-proline hydroxylation to 4-hydroxy-L-proline. Gene Ontology annotation, cellular component: nucleus; cytoplasm. The transcript has 6 exons. Lineage: Eukaryota; Metazoa; Chordata; Actinopteri; Pleuronectiformes; Pleuronectidae.